AGGACACAGUUCACCUGUGUAAGCUGCCAGUGUGACAAUGAAGAUCACUGUGAUUUUCCCGUUGCUGCUGCUGGUCUGCUCUGGCUCCACAGAUCAGAAUAAGCAGAUUGCAAACCAACAGCCUUGUCCACAAGACAUCAAUGCUGUGCUGAGAGAGAUGACCGCUACUUUGACUCAACAGAAGUUUGAGAUGAGAUUGCUGCAAAGAGAGAAUAAAGAGCAUGCAGCAAAGCUGGAGCGGCAGGAGUCUGAGUUGAAGAAGCAGGAGACUGAGUUGAAGAAGCAGGAGACUGAGUUGGAGAAGCAGGAGACUGAGUUGAAGAAGCAGGAGACUGAGUUAAAGAAGCAGGAGACUGAGGUUGACAAGCUGAAGCAACAGCUGAAAGUUGGGCAGGUGGCUUUCUCAGCCUCUCUGUUGGCUACAGGCAGCGGAUAUGUCGGACCCUUUCCCAGACACACUACUCUGAUCUUCAAACAUGUCGAUACAAACAUUGGAAAGGCCUACAACCCAGACACAGGUAUUUUCACUGCACCAGUGAGAGGAGCCUACCACUUCGAGUGGUACAUAGGAACAUAUGGAGGUCACCAGGCUUCAGCAGCUGUGUUGGUCAAGAACUCACAACUCAUUUUUACGGCAUAUGAACAUCAGACAUCCGGUUAUGGGACUACUGCUAUGGGGGGCUACACUGCUCCUAGAGGUUGGAGAUGUUGUGUUUGUGCGUCUGUGGGAAAAUACAAAGGUGUUUGAUGAUGGUAGUCACCAUACCACCUUCAGUGGUCAUCUGCUUUUCACCAUGUAAGACAGAAACUCUUCCUCUUUUCCUUUAAACUCUUGAACAGUUCUUCCUCUGAACUGAUCUCAAAUGUAAUCUGAUAAUCUUGAAUCACUGUAGUAAUGUAUAGUGAACUUCUGAUUUUCCUUUAUAUAAAAGCUGGAUGACAGAGAAGUGCAACAUCAAUUUAUACAAAUGAAAAUCUUUAUUAUUAUUAAAGCAAUCUAACAUACAGGUAGCUUUUCUUUUCAAAUUUGAAAGUGAUACGUUUUUCUGAUGCUCUUGUCUAUAAUAAAAUAAUAAACAUACAAUUAUAA
Molecule: messenger RNA, 1090 nt
Organism: Dicentrarchus labrax (European seabass)
Lineage: Eukaryota; Metazoa; Chordata; Actinopteri; Moronidae
Exons: 5
Coding region: 38-748 (236 amino acids)
Molecular function (GO): protein binding
Source: RefSeq, a predicted model, not a curated record